GGCGCCGAGUAGCCGGGCCGGGCCGGAGCGGGGGCGACGGCGACGGUGGCGGCGGCUGCUGCUGCUGCUGCUGCUGCCGCUGCGCCCCCCGCCCUCCGGGCCCCGCGCGCGCCCCGCGCCGGGGUGGCCGGCGAUGGUGACACAUGCGGCGGCGGCGCGCCGGCGGCAGGACCAUGGUUGAGCGCGCCAGCAAGUUCGUGCUGGUGGUGGCGGGCUCGGCGUGCUUUAUGCUCAUCCUGUACCAGUACGCGGGCCCGGGGCUGAGCCUGGGCGCGCCCGGCGGCCGCGCGCCGCCCGACGACCUGGACCUGUUCCCCACGCCCGACCCGCACUACGAGAAGAAGUACUACUUCCCGGUGCGCGAGCUGGAGCGCUCGCUGCGCUUCGACAUGAAGGGCGACGACGUGAUCGUCUUCCUGCACAUCCAGAAGACGGGCGGCACCACCUUCGGCCGCCACCUAGUGCAGAACGUGCGCCUCGAGGUGCCCUGCGACUGCCGGCCCGGCCAAAAGAAGUGCACCUGUUACCGACCCAACCGCCGCGAGACCUGGCUCUUCUCCCGCUUCUCCACGGGCUGGAGCUGCGGACUGCACGCCGACUGGACCGAACUCACCAACUGCGUCCCGGGCGUCCUGGACCGCCGUGACCCCGCCACGAUGCGCACCCCCAGGAAGUUCUACUACAUCACACUGCUGCGGGACCCCGUGUCGCGCUACCUGAGCGAGUGGCGCCACGUGCAGCGCGGGGCCACGUGGAAGACGUCGCUGCACAUGUGCGACGGGCGCACGCCCACGCCCGAGGAACUGCCGCCGUGCUACGAAGGCACGGACUGGUCGGGCUGCACGCUGCAGGAGUUCAUGGACUGCCCCUACAACCUGGCCAACAACCGGCAGGUGCGCAUGCUGGCCGAUCUGAGCCUGGUGGGCUGCUACAACCUGUCCUUCAUCCCCGAGGGCAAGCGCGCACAGCUGCUCCUGGACAGCGCCAAGAAGAACCUGCGCGGCAUGGCCUUCUUCGGCCUGACCGAGUUCCAACGCAAGACGCAGUACCUGUUCGAGCGGACGUUCAACCUCAAGUUCAUCCGGCCCUUCAUGCAGUACAACAGCACGCGCGCGGGGGGCGUGGAGGUGGACGAGGACACGAUCCGGCGCAUUGAAGAGCUCAACGACCUGGACAUGCAGCUCUACGACUACGCCAAGGACCUCUUCCAGCAGCGCUACCAGUACAAGCGGCAGCUGGAGCGCCGCGAACAGCGCCUCAAGAGCCGCGAGGAGCGGCUGCUGCACCGGGCCAAGGAGGCGCUGCCGCGGGACGACGCCGACGAGCCGGGCCGCGUGCCCACCGAGGACUACAUGAGCCACAUCAUCGAGAAGUGGUAGUAGUGGCUGCAGCGGGGGUCAGGGCGCCCUCCAUCUUGCAGGAAGGGACGGACUGACGCAUGUGCGCAUACAGCCUGGGCCUAACCACGGGGGGAGGCUUCAUGGCUGGCUCCAGGCUGGGGACCCAGAGGGAAGUGCUAGGAAAAAGAAUUCCUGCUGGGGCUGGACCAGACAGGGAUUCUCUGGCCGGCGGUCCCCCCCGCUGUCUGGUUGGAGGUGGAGGUGCUAGGCCCGGAGCCAGUCUCCCAGCAACUAUGCACGCACUUGUUUCUAUUCACUUCCACCCCAACCAGCACCGCCCCUGCCCUCUGGGGACCUCAGGGCUCCCGUAGCCGGGGAACCACCACCCCCUUCAGCCACCUUCAAAAGAAACUAGACAAAAAACAGACCUCCUGGACUUCUCCCCCUGACCUGGGCAGGCAGGGGGAUGCUGUGGCCAGACAUGCCACCCCUGGGUGCACCCCACCAGCAGACCUUUUGGGAGUAAUCGUGUGGGGUAUACCAGGUCAGGGGACAGAAGGGUUGGGGGAGAGGCUGGGAUCACCCCUGCCCCGUUCUUCCUUCUGUUCCCCUGGGGUUUGUUAGCUGUUCCCAGCAGCCCCACGGGCUGGCCCCUGGCCCUACUACAAGCCAUGUUGUAUAUCCGUUGUAAGCACCCGUCCAGUGCGCUCUAGUCCAGGCCAGCAUCUCCCCCGCUGGGUGGAGCCCCCAGAACAAGUGCAUGUCCCUGACCCCGAAGCUGGAUGGAGUCCCCCUCCAUGCCCCUGGCUGCACCUGAGGUCAGGAGGGAGCCAUGGAGGAGUCGGGGUGGCUUGGCUCUUACGGCAGAGUGUGGGAGCAAGGGGGUUCUGGAAUGCUUUCCUCCCUGCCCACGUGGCACUGUAGAGCCCACGGCUGGGCAGUUGGCCCCCAGGCAAGUACACAGAGUGGCUCCUUUAAAAAGGUGGUCAGAGUCUUUAACGGGAGGGUGGGAUGUGUUCUGGGGAGCUUUGGGGUUCUACACAGGCCCUGCUAGCUGAGGGCACCCCCCCUCACACAGGCCAUACAUGCAAGAGAACCAUUUUGUACCCAGCGGGAUAUGUUUUCACUUUCGCCCCGCUAUUCCAACUCACCGAAACUUGUGUCCCGGCCGGGGUCUUGGCCAGUGGCCAGGUGCGUCCGCCUGCAGCCUCUCCAAGAACGCCACAGGCUGGCACGCCAACCCUGAGCCUAGGACCUUCCCAGGCCAAGGUGCCAGAGGCAAAGCCACAUGAGCCGGGCCUGCCAACAUCCCCUCCGGCAAGGAGAAGCCGGGAGUGGGGAGGGAGAGCUGUCUGGAGCAACGAAGUCUGUGAACUUUUUUGGCAACUGGAACGCUUCUCACUCAAGCCCCGGGAGCGUUUAAAGCUUUAUUUAUUUAUAGCUUCUUAUUAAAAAAAAAAAAAGUGAUGAGAAGAAAUCUUUGGGUCAUUCAUACAAAAAAAUCGAUGAUGGCAAGGCGAGUUAUAAUCCUCCAGUUGUUUUUUUUUGUUUUUUGUUUUUUCAGUCUAGAUUGAGAAUGAAUGUUAGCAGAUGAAAUAAACCUGAAAAGGCG
This is a messenger RNA of Ochotona curzoniae (black-lipped pika), 2952 nucleotides long. RefSeq names its product heparan sulfate 6-O-sulfotransferase 1 (gene HS6ST1). Lineage: Eukaryota; Metazoa; Chordata; Mammalia; Lagomorpha; Ochotonidae. The transcript is spliced from 2 exons. Gene Ontology annotation, molecular function: heparan sulfate 6-sulfotransferase activity. The record is from RefSeq and is a predicted model, not a curated record. Gene Ontology annotation, cellular component: membrane. The coding region runs from base 144 to 1379 and encodes 411 amino acids.